Molecule: messenger RNA, 918 nt
Organism: Nicotiana attenuata
Lineage: Eukaryota; Viridiplantae; Streptophyta; Magnoliopsida; Solanales; Solanaceae
Exons: 1
Coding region: 1-918 (305 amino acids)
Source: RefSeq, a predicted model, not a curated record
AUGACGAGACUAGUAACUCCUGAAAGCGGAAUUCCACAAAAACUAGCUCCAAUGCAACUGUUACAUUGGCUACCAGGCAUGGGAAGUGCUCCUACGAUCAUGCAAGCUCCACCGGAAAAAGAGGAAGGCAACGUACAACCAAUGGAGGCAGGUAUGACUACAGCGGCUAGAAAACUUACCUACUCAGCUGGAUCUCAAAAGCAAACAAUGGCCGAGGCUGUUAAAGGUAACAGAGUUCAAAACCAGGGCAUGCAACUCAAAUUCUAUCCUCCGAUGGCGAAGGAUGGCGUGAAAAUUGCCAAACUAAAUCCAAAGGAGAUAGAAUUGCAAACCCAGAAAUGGAAGACUGCAUUAAUAGGUUAUGUCCUAGGGGGCAACCCGUCGUUCAAAGAAAUGCUUAAGUUUGUCUAUGGAGUUUGGAAUGCUGUUACAGCUCCAACAGUGUUGUUACACGACGAUGGGUACUUCAUUUUUAAGUUUGACUCUAUGGAGGACAAAAACCUAAUAAUGCAAAAUGGCCCUUAUACGUUCAAUGGUAAGCCUAUGAUUUUGAAGGACUGGGAUCCAAAUUUCCAGAUCCAGAAUGAAUCAAUGAGAAUUGUUCCAAUUUGGGUCAAUUUUCCUGGUUUACCAAUUCAAUGCUGGGCAGAGGAGAACUUAGGGAGAAUAGCUUGCCUAUUAGGAAAACCUUUAUGCACUGACAAACUAACUGCUGCGUGUGAAAGAGUUUCUUAUGCUAGAGUCCUUGUGGAGAUGGACAUAACUCAACCUUUGCCUGAUGAAGUCUAUAUUGAGAUACCAGAUGGGAGAAGUUGGUUGCAGAAUGUGGAAUUUGAAUGGAAAUCGACAUUCUGUCUAGACUGUAACUCAUUUGGGCAUAAGACUGGGGAUUGUCAAAAGGAGGUGCAACAAGAAUAA